Molecule: messenger RNA, 3687 nt
Organism: Monodelphis domestica (gray short-tailed opossum)
Lineage: Eukaryota; Metazoa; Chordata; Mammalia; Didelphimorphia; Didelphidae
Gene: CD276
Product: CD276 molecule
Biological process (GO): regulation of cytokine production; T cell receptor signaling pathway
Cellular component (GO): external side of plasma membrane
Molecular function (GO): signaling receptor binding
Source: RefSeq, a predicted model, not a curated record
GGCCAGUGAAGUGAGGGCGAGGAUGGGGGGAGAGAAAAGAGGGCCCCAUACUCUGACUAAUAUGGUACUUCCCCCCUAGCCGAGGCUGCAGCCCCGGCCCCCCACCCCUUCCAGUCCCCCAGCUCUCCCCGCCCUCCCAGGGAGAGCCUGCCGGAGAGCUCCAGGCGCCCAGCUUCCUGGGUCAGCACUAGUCUGGCCCGGCCCAGCACUCUCCGCCUCGCUCCUUCCAUUCAUGUCCUGACCGCGGCUGGCCGGCAGCGGCCCUCCACUUCCAGGACUCGGCUGGGCAGCCGAAGAUGCCGGCGGCUUUCCUAGCCCCAGCUCCCUUUUCCGACUCCCCAUAGAGGAGGGAGUCGGCCCCAGUGGGGGCUGAGCGGAGCUGAGCUGGGCUGAGCCUGGCCCCCCUCGGGGAUCUUUCGGGAAGCAGCUUGGGGCUGCUGCUGAGGAGCAGGGAGGAGGAGGAGGAAGAGAGGCUGGUCCCGGGUAGCCUGUAGGGCUGUGGAUCCUGGCCCAGCCCAAGCCGCGCCUGGCCCAGAAGAUGCUGUGGCCAUCUGUGCCGGGCCCCGGAUUUGGAGUCUUGCUGCUCCUUGGCAUCACAGGGGCGGUGGAGGUCGUGGUCCCUGAUGAGCCUGUGGUGGCCCUGGUGGGCUUGGAUGCCACCUUGCCUUGCUCCUUCCUUCCUGGCCCCAACUUCACCCUGGCCCAGCUCAGCCUCAUCUGGCAGCUGACCGACACCAAGCGCUUGGUGCAUAGCUUCACUCAGGGUCAGGACCAGCUGGCUGACCAGGGCAGCGCCUACGCCAACCGGACCACCCUCUUCUAUGACCAGCUGGCUCGUGGCAACGUCUCCCUCUGGCUCCGCCGGGUGAACAUCGCCGACGAGGGAAGCUUCACGUGCUUUGUGCAAAUCCAGCAGUACGGCAGUGCGGCCGUCAGCCUGCAGGUGGCUGCUCCCUACUCCAAGCCCAGCAUGACCCUGGAGCCCAACAAAGACCUGAAGCCGGGGGAUAUGGUGACCAUCACCUGCUCCAGUUAUGGCGGCUACCCGGAGGCUGAAGUGAUCUGGAAGGACGGUCUGGGGGGCGUCCUGACUGGCAACGCGACGACCUCCCAUCUGGCCAACGCCGAGGGCCUUUUCGAUGUGCUCAGCGUGCUGAGGGUCACGCUGGGGGCCAAUGGCACUUAUAACUGCCUGGUGAGGAACACGGUCCUGCAAGAAGAGGCCUCUGGCUUUGUCAUCAUCACAGGCCAGGUGAUGACGUUCCCGCCGGAGGCUCUUUGGGUGACCGUGGGGCUUUCGGUCUGUCUCCUGGGGCUGCUGGUGGCCCUUGCCUAUGUGUGCCGGAAGAAAAUCAAGCAGAGCUGUGAGGAGGAGAAAGCUGGGGCCGAGGACCAGGAUGGGGAUGGAGAAGGAUCCAAGACAGCUCUCCAGCCUCUGAAAAAUGUUGACAAUCCAGAAGAUGAUGGGCAAGAAAUAGCCUGACGGCAAAGGAUGGAGUGGAUGCAGGGGAGGCACGUUGGAAGCCAGUCCUGGGCUCCUCUGGAGACUUCCUCCUGUGGACACAUGCGCCACCUCUUACACUGCAGGAAGCUGGAGGUGGGACCCAGAAUUAUCCUCUGCCUGUGGGCUUAUCUACUUCAAAUCCACUCGCUGCCUUAUUUAUCCAACGGGUACAAUACAUGGUCAACCCCACUGCCUCAUUUCUCCAGUGGAUACAAUACACAAUCAACCCCGCUGCCUUAUCUUUGGUAGACCGGAUAAACAGACCAUCUUACUACCUUAUUUCUUCAGCGGAAAUAAUCCAUAGACCAUCCUGCUGCCUUAUUUCUCUGGUGGACAUGAUAAUAAUAUCUCCUCCUCCUUGAAAUGCUUUAUGGUUUACAAAGUGCUUUCCUCCCCACAAGCCUAGGAGGUUGUGCAAACAUCACCCCCAUUUUAAGAGAUGAGUAAACUGAGGUCCAGAGAUGUCAUGCUCUAUAUUCAUGUCCAGGCUCACACGAUUUGCAGACCGCCUGACUGUUAUUUCUCCAAGGGAUCGGAUACACCGUCUACCCCGUUGCCUUGAUUCUGUCACUUCAAGCCUUGUUUUUUACCUCACCCACCUUCCGGAUGUGGACAGAGCUUUGACAGUUGCCCUGACACAUGCAUGUACAUACUACACACAUGCAUGUAGUACCCACAUGCAAACAUGUAGUACCCACAUGCAAAUAUGUAACAUGUGAACCCCAUAUACAGGCAUCACACAUGCAUGUUGCAUAAAGCACAGGAGCUAUAGCACAUGUGUAUACAUGCCAAACAGGGCACACAUGUGUGUACAUGUAUAUAGUGUGGGGAACAUACACAUAGAGUAUACACAUGUGUGUGCAGGAAAAUAUGAGCACACACCACACAUACACACUACAUGUGCUUAUCCCACCAUCCAUCCAUGUGACUGGUGUGUGUAAUGUAAUACACCAUGCAGAUAUACUCAUCCCACAAUAUACACAGUACCCAUGCACAUACAACACAACACAAGGCUGCACAUACAUAAAACACAUCAGACUACAAAAAAGAACUCCCCUUCCUCCUGGAUGCAUGUUUUGCACCCUCCCUAAUCGAGAGCUCGCACCUGGAUCUCCUCUGUCUGUUCUCAUAAUCCUUCCCCAUCUAGGGAGCUGCGUGCUGGUCAUGUGGUUUCUCUAGAAGUACUAGGGGCUGGACAGUGACCCUUAGAAUGGGUACAGCCCAUUGGGGUGGGGGUGGGGAGUACCUCUAAUGAAUCAGCACCUCCAUCCUUCCAGCUUGGAAUAGUUGUUUACCUCCCCAAGAUGGCAACCUUGGGACUUCCUUACUCCUACCCUGAGUCCUACCUAUAGCUUCCCAGACCGAUCUUGUACAUGCCACACUUCUGGGCCCAAUGGGAUGACAUUUUCCUAGACUCUACACUCAUUCAUUCUACCUGCCCCCCAUCCUUGCCCUCUUUCUGCCAGGGAGGGGACCCCCCGUUUUGGGGGCCACAUUUAGGGGUGGAUGGGGUAUGGUAUCAACCCAAACUCUCCCCAGUGCCUUGGGGAACCAACUGGUCAGGAUCCAAAGCCUCUACCCAAGGUGGCAGUGCCAAUCUUGGGCAGCAGAUGUCAGUCAUGGACCCUGCAUAGGCUUAGAGCAGCAACUAGAAGCCAUGAUUUUGGUACAGAUCUGUCAGAGAUAUCAGCUGUAGCUGAUUCUAGCUUUCCUUGAAGCUGAAGGUUAGUCCCUUAUGGCCCUUGCCAGUCAGGGGAGCCCAGGAAAGUCCAUUUACAGAGACCCAAACCCUUGCAGCUCUGGCAUCGAGAGAGUGUGGCGGGUCUGACUCUUCACUGUUUGCCUUAUGUACAAUGGGGAUAGGGUGGGGGUAGACACUGUCUGCAAUGGUGCUGGAGGUAGGCUGGCAUGGGGCAUUGGGGCAUUUCCUGGAGAAAGAGCCAUGAAUAGAAGACAUGCCCUCCAGCCUCAGCCUCCCAUUCUUCCUCCAAGGUUUUCCCUCUCCUGCCCAUGGGUGACUAGAGACAAUGGUCUGAUCUCCAGCUGGGCAGGAUGAACCCCUGCUUAGGCCCACCCCAGACUAGGGGAGGCAGGAGUUUUUUUCUAAUUUAAAUGCUGGAAUCUGGGACAUUUUGUACCUUGGUCAUUGUUUCAGGAAAAAUAAAUGCUUCAUGUUUUGUUGA